This is a messenger RNA of Callorhinchus milii (elephant shark), 2160 nucleotides long. RefSeq names its product TLR4 interactor with leucine rich repeats-like. Gene Ontology annotation, cellular component: extracellular matrix. The transcript has a single exon. The record is from RefSeq and is a predicted model, not a curated record. Gene Ontology annotation, molecular function: protein binding. Bases 1 to 2160 code for a protein of 719 amino acids. Lineage: Eukaryota; Metazoa; Chordata; Chondrichthyes; Chimaeriformes; Callorhinchidae.
AUGGCAAAGUCAAUGGUAUUGUGGUUUACCUUUCUGAGCUGCUUGAAGGAGGUGAUACCUUUGUUUUGUCCAGAUGUGUGUGAAUGUCACGAUGAGACUUUGAUUUGUACCAACAGGGGGUUGAAGUCAGUGCCUCAACCACCACAAGGGCUGAGCUCAGCAGCUCGGGCUCUUAGUUUAGGUGGCAAUUUUAUCACACACCUUUCUCCUGGGGAUUUCUGCAACUACCCUGCCCUGAAGGAGCUGAGUUUGCAGUACAAUUCCAUCCAGACAAUCUCUUCCAAAACCUUUGUGCCUCUCACAGAACUGAAAGAGCUCUACUUGGGGAAUAACUUGCUUUCUAGUCUAGAGAACAAGACGUUUGCGGGACUCAACAACAUCCAAUUGCUGGAUCUGAACCGCAAUCGUCUGAGCCACGUUUCAAGGGACACCUUUUAUGGCUUGAACAGUCUGAUCAAACUGCGACUGGACGGAAAUGUCCUCUCCACCAUCCCAGACGGGGCUUUCGUGACUCUGGGGAAUUUGGGCUAUUUGCACUUGGAGAAAAAUAACAUCCGCUCUCUGUGGAGGAACCCUUUCCGAGGAUUGGGCAAACUGCGCUACUUAAACCUGUCCAAAAACAACAUCAGCCUGGAGCGGGGCAACCCCUUCAGACACUUGAAGUCUCUCUCCGAGCUGCAACUCUCUGAGAACCGUAUCGUCUCUCUGAGAGAAGGCGCCUUCCGAUGGCUGACAGAGCUGACCACACUCUCUCUCAGCCACAACACAAUAUCUGACCUCGACCACAACACAUUCCAGGGGCUGACCCAGCUCAGAUCCCUGGCCCUGGACAGCAACAACAUUACGGUGAUCUCACAGCGUCUCUUCAGCCCGGUGAAGCAGAUCCAAGACAUCGACUUGAGCAGAAAUGCCAUCAGUGAAGUGCAAAUCGCCGCUUUUUGGGAGUUACAUCUGCUCAACAGCUUAAACUUGAAGAGAAAUGCCUUGACCGGCCUGGAUCCGGCUGUGUUUGCCUCUGCGGGACAUUUGUAUAAGGUGGACCUGAGUGACAACCCCUGGGAAUGUGACUGCCAUCUGAUGGGUUUGAGAGACUGGAUCCACUGGGCUGUCAAAGGCCAUAAACUCCUGACUGUCUUCAUUCGCUGUGACAAACCCCAAAGUCUAUCAGGAAGGUACCUCGAUCUCCUGAGUGACCAGGACCUGAUCAACUCGGGGGGAGAAUGUCCUACCAAGGCCACCCAGCCCACCUCGCCAUCAGAAACACACCCUCGGGCAACACAAAUAGCCCAGGACACAGGGGUGACAGAAUUGGACUCAACCCAAGCAGAGCCCUCAAGUUCAUCUCAAAGCUCGCCCUUUCCAGGAAUUGCGGUGAUGAGUAGCGGGAGCAAAGGGCAAGGGCAUGGGAAUGGGAAUGUGCAGCCCACCCCCACCCAGAGAAAGGGGCUCUCAGAGAGCAGAUCGAAAGCCACAAUGAGACCAAGGGCAAAGCAGAGCACCCCAGCAAAGCUCGACAUCUCUCCUCUGGGGGAGGUCCCACAGCUGACCCUCGCUGACUCCUGCCGCUUCAAUCGACUUUCUAUCACAAACCUCUCCACCCAACUGGUCACCUCUUCCUCGGCCACCCUCACCUGGGACCUGGAGUAUGCCAGAACAGGCGUCAGCUUCAGAAUCAUGUAUGAUCGAUUCAACCAGAACAAAAGGUUCAGUCGCUAUAUUUAUGUCAAGGAGGAGACCAAUUGUUACACUUUGCAGGACCUCUAUCCAUCUGUCCCUUACUUGAUCUGUUUGGAGAGUGUGGUGGACAUGAAAACAUGUGAGAUGGAAUCCAGAGAGCACUGUCUGGGGAUUCUCACCAAAGCCCAGGACAGUUUCCCCGUGGACACACUCAGCCUGAUAUUGUAUGUCACGGCCGCUAAUGGUGCUGUGUUAGUGUUGGUCCUGGUUCUCCUGAUCUGCACCUUCGCGGCGAAACACAUCGGACGCAGGAGAGCGGAUAAUGCACCCAAGUCAGGAUACUGCUCUGUCAGGAAGAGUAACUGUGCUGCGUGCUCUGGGAUCACCUCCCAAUACAACUCAAGUUACCAGAGCACCAACUCCGGAUCAGUCACACCUCAGCCCAACUGUGCAGAUUGUCCGGAGCCACCACAGAGAGACUGA